AUGAAGUUGAUUCCACCUAAACGCCUUUGUGGAUUAAGCGGUCUUUUUGUAAUAUUCCAAACUGCCCGCCGCUGCCGCAGACUACUCAAGUGGAUGAUUGCUCAUAUCAUAGUUGCUAGUAACAUUUGUUUGCGUUUCAUCAUUACUAAUUCCCUAAUAAAUAUUACAAAAGGAUUCGCUCAAGACCUCCUGGAACUGAAUUGCAAUGUGAACUCGGACUGCAAUCAUUUUAAAGGACCCGAAUACAACACCACCUGCCUGGAUGGUCAAUGUCUCUGCAACAAUUUGAAUGGCGAAAGGACGGCCUGCAAGCCACAAGACAACAAAUUGAACAAUUUUAUCGGAGGAACCUGUCCGUGCACAAAACCACAUUCCGUUUGCAAUCAUGCCCAGUCCAUAUGCUAUUGCGAGGCGGAUUUUGUACCCAGUUUCGAUCGCAGGCGGUGCAUUAAGAAGAAUCUGGUGCUAGGGGAGAAAUGCGAGGACAACUCGCAGUGUCUGGGCCUGGAUCGGUUCGCCGAAUGCCAUUUGGAGAAAAAGAAAUGCAUGUGCCAGAAGAAUUUCAUCGACCACAGCGGAAUUUGUGUAUCGAUUGUUGGUCUCAAAAAUAGAUGCCUUGACAGUCAGCAAUGUCUCAAUCAUACAGCCAAUUCGAUGUGUUACAGAAACACAUGCACCUGUGUAAAAGGAUACACAGCAUCGCAGGAGAUGAAAUGCUUGCCGUUUGCCGGUUACAAGGAAACUUGUAAAGAGGACAACCAAUGCAAGUAUAAGCUGGGAGCUGGCUCCGAAUGUUAUAUGGAGGAAUGUGCUUGUGAUUACAAGCACUUUGUCUAUGAAAUUGAAGAUUCCAAUGGGCAGAAGCAUAACAUUUGUGAGAGAAGGAUUGUUUAUGGAGAUUACUGCACAGACCACAAUGAUUGUUACCAAUAUCAUUUGCAUGCUGAGCAACAGUCAAUGGAAUGCUUUUUCGGUGAAUGUGGAUGCCUUAGUGGAUAUGUUAAUGUAAAUGGAGAUUGCAUUCGAAGUGGAUCACAACGAACAACAGAAUUAUGUCAACUUAUGGCAUUUAUAAGUCUAUUAAUUUCUGCUUUUCUACAAUUCUAAAUGAAUGUUUCAUUUCGUCCCUCAGGAUUUAGUGACUUAAUGAGAAAUUGUUUCUUCUACAUGUCUAUACCAACCGGACGUCUAAUGUCCUGAUAUUUGUUAUUUUUUUUCUUCAUUUUU
Molecule: messenger RNA, 1227 nt
Organism: Episyrphus balteatus (marmalade hoverfly)
Lineage: Eukaryota; Metazoa; Arthropoda; Insecta; Diptera; Syrphidae
Product: prion-like-(Q/N-rich) domain-bearing protein 25
Exons: 8
Coding region: 1-1107 (368 amino acids)
Source: RefSeq, a predicted model, not a curated record